AUGUCGACUAGAAGCCAUUUCUCAGAUGCUGACAGCUUCCAAUAUCAGAGCGACCAAUUUAGCGAAUGGCUCACACAACAGCCUGGCGUGACGGUCAGUCCUAAGAUCUGGAUCUCAGAUCUCAGGUCUCAUGGAUCUGGCAGAGGCGUUGUCGCCAACACCGACAUCGAGGAGGGAGAAGAGUUAUUCUGCAUCCCGCGAGACAUACUCUUAACCGUUCAGAACUCGCGUCUUAAUAAACACAUCCCCCAAGAGCUAGCAGAACUCGGACCAUGGCUCUCGCUAAUUCUAGUGAUGAUCCACGAGUACCUGCUAGGCGAUCAGUCGCCCUGGAAACAAUACUUUCAGGUCCUCCCAACAAGCUUUGACACAUUGAUGUUCUGGACCGAUGAAGAACUCUCUCAUCUCCAAGCUAGUGCUAUUGUUGAUAAAAUCGGCAAGCAAGAAGCAGACCAGUCAAUCCUCGAGACCGUACUCCCAAUCGUCUAUUCCAACCCCCACCUCUUCCCACCCGCCUCAGGGGUUGCAUCUUACAACGACAAUGCAGGUGCCCACUCACUACUCAAACUGGCACAUAGAAUGGGGUCGUUGAUCAUGGCGUAUGCCUUUGAUAUUGAAAAGGGCGAGGAUGAAGAGGGUGAUGGACAGGAUGGAUACCUCACUGAUGACGAGGAACAACUGCCAAAGGGCAUGGUACCGUUGGCAGAUCUUCUCAAUGCUAAUGCGGACAGGAAUAACGCACGGCUUUUUCAAGAAGAGAAAUCACUCGUUAUGAGAACCAUCAAGCCUGUCAAAGCCGGGGAUGAGCUGUUCAAUGAUUAUGGUGAGAUACCACGAGCGGAUCUCUUGAGAAGAUAUGGGUACAUCACCGACAAUUAUGCUCAAUAUGAUGUUGUCGAACUGCCUCUGACCCUGAUAUGCGAUGCUGCUGGGUUUGAGGAUGUCGAAAGCAAACCAUAUCCUCAGCUUGAAUUCCUUGAAAACUUCGAGAUCCUCGAAGAUGGCUUCUGCAUUCCACGUCCGCUGCCAGAUGAGUCGUCGCUACUAGACAUUCUACCAGAUGAGCUCCUCAUUCUCGUCAAAGUCUUGACUCUUAGCGCGGAAGAAUUGCAGCAGCGACAAUCAAAAAAUAAGCCCCCGAAACCGGCUCUAGAUAAUCAAGAAGCACAAAUUCUGCUUGAUGCUGUGCGUGCCAAAUUAUCUCAAUACGCAACUACACUUGAGCAGGACUACCAGAUACUUCGAGAUUUGCCUUCUACUAGCUUAGAAAGCUCUGCAUGCCGUCACAAAAUGGCCGUGAAAGUCCGUGCCGGAGAAAAGGAGAUAUUAAAACAACUCUCAUCGAUGCUUGCAGACUUCGUUUCGAGUGGAAGCAACAAGCGUUCCGCAGAGGAUAGUCUUCAUGGACUACAAAAGAAAGGGAAGAAUUAA
Talaromyces proteolyticus is the source of this 1431-nucleotide messenger RNA. RefSeq names its product SET domain protein. The coding region runs from base 1 to 1431 and encodes 476 amino acids. Gene Ontology annotation, biological process: peptidyl-lysine monomethylation. Lineage: Eukaryota; Fungi; Ascomycota; Eurotiomycetes; Eurotiales; Trichocomaceae. Gene Ontology annotation, cellular component: nucleus. Gene Ontology annotation, molecular function: protein-lysine N-methyltransferase activity; protein binding. The transcript is spliced from 4 exons. The record is from RefSeq and is a predicted model, not a curated record.